AAGUUGAGGUAGUUAAACUAUUCACUUCCCCAUAUAUAUACAUCCAUGACCAAACCUUCCUUUUUCAAAUCUUCCUACAAAAUCAACUCUCCAUAUUCAUACUCACAAAUGGCACGUCUUCUUCUUGAACAUGGAGCUCAUCAUCAUCAUCAUCGUCAUCAUCUCAUCGGAGUAAUCGGAGCCACGCCGCUAGCAAUUGCUUUGUUCGUCUCAGUUUCAAUUCUCGUAGCAUUAUGUGCAAAACACACACGACCACAAAAACAUGAAAACCCUAAAACCUGCAGAAACGUAACUAACAAGUCACCGUUAGCAUCUCCGAGAAGAUUAGCGACGAAACUUAGCAACAAAAUGAUUGAUCCGUCCAAGAAGAAAUUAUCAGAUAACCACGGCGGUGAUGAUGGAGGCGGGGAGAUUAUAGACGGAAGUGAAUUUGGAGAAGGUGGUUUAUGGCAAAAAUCAAUCUUGAUGGGUGAAAAAUGUCAACCGCCAGAGUUUUCUGGUGUUAUAUAUUAUGAUAGCCUUGGAAAUCAACUUUCAGAGAUGCCAAGGUCACCGAGAGCCAGCCCUUUGACAAGUUUUUCCUUUCCGGUUGCUAAAGAUACCAAUUACAACUACUAAUUAAUAUAAUUUCUGGUAUAUAUAUAUGCAUCAUUAAUGUAGGCAAUAUGAUUUUAUAAAUC
This is a messenger RNA of Mercurialis annua (annual mercury), 680 nucleotides long. RefSeq lists its product as uncharacterized. Lineage: Eukaryota; Viridiplantae; Streptophyta; Magnoliopsida; Malpighiales; Euphorbiaceae. Bases 46 to 618 code for a protein of 190 amino acids. The record is from RefSeq and is a predicted model, not a curated record. The transcript has a single exon.